Molecule: messenger RNA, 2579 nt
Organism: Acanthopagrus latus (yellowfin seabream)
Lineage: Eukaryota; Metazoa; Chordata; Actinopteri; Spariformes; Sparidae
Product: tubulin monoglycylase TTLL3-like
Exons: 15
Coding region: 197-2548 (783 amino acids)
Biological process (GO): cilium assembly; cilium movement; protein polyglycylation
Cellular component (GO): cilium
Molecular function (GO): protein-glycine ligase activity, initiating
Source: RefSeq, a predicted model, not a curated record
CCGCCUGGUAAAUGCUAGCAUGUGCGGCUACUCGGCGGUUGCCAUGGUAACAAUAAACAAGGAGAAUGUCCGGCGCACCGCGCGCUCCUCCACUGAAACUCAACCUGCUCUACAGUCAGUACACCUGCAGACCUCAGCAGCAGUUUGUGUCUGACCAAACCAUGAAUCAGAGUGAGAGAAAAGGUUCCCCUGAAGAAUGAGAGCUAAUGUUAAUACGGAGAGGACCAGGUCCUGUCAGUCGGUCCAGCAGGACCAGGAGGGACACCAGGCUUCUGAUAGAUGCUGCACGCCAUGCCCAGAGAGUGGAGAAACAGAGGGCCGAACUAAUGACCAGAGGGUUACACCUGUGGUCCAGCCGUGCAGGCAAGGUAAAAGCAAAUGCCUGCAAACAGCUACCCCUCCUGAGGGCAGAGUUCAUCAACAUUUGUUCAGCCCACUUGUUCUUAAUCCAGAGAGACUGAGGACAGCCAAAGUAUUUGUGGAUGAGGCCGUCAAGAUGCAUAAGGUAUUCUCUGUCCAGGGCCCUUACCCUGUCAUCAGGGCAGCACUGAGGGCCCGAGGCUGGGUGGAGCAGCGUAUGCAACUCCCAAACCGCCGUACUCAGCGGCAUCACAGCGAGGAGGGCAGAGCUAGCUCCAAUGAUGCUGGUGACAGCGAUGAUGAUGACGACAACUCAGACAGUGUCGAAAAAGAGGAGGAUCCAGGUGAACUCUGUGAUCUCAUGUCUCGUCUGGUGCGGAAUGAAACAGUUCAUUUCUACUGGACAAAUCGUAGAGACGCCAUCAACAGCAACAGCUUGCAGAAAGAACAGAUUAUUAAUCAUUUUGCAAGAGCAGGCAGCUUUGCCACCAAGGUGGGGUUGUGCGUGAACCUGAGGAACCUGCACUGGUUUGAUUCAGCCGACCCAGACACCUUCUUUCCCCGCUGUUACAGACUUUGUGCACAGGAUGAGAAGCAUGCUUUCAUUGAGGACUACAGGAGAACAGCCUGCAUCAGUCUUCUGAAGUACAUUGCGGAGAAGGAGCAGGGUGUUCAGGGAGAGCAAAUGAGCCACAGCAUUCAGGAUCAGAGGAAACCAAGCAAACAGCGAUCCAAGCCUGUGGUCCUUUCCAAAAUGAUUGACAGCGCACUCAAAGUGUGCCAGGACUUCCUGGAGAGUCUCGAGCAUCGCGACAUAGACAAAAGCUUGGAGACACCACCAACACUCACAAAGGAGGAGUGGGCAGAGUUCAUUGACAGUUACUACCUUCUUGUUCAUGGCAGAGCAGAGAUUGACAACACUGAUCACUUUGUGGCCUGCUGCAAAGCCAUGCUGCAGAGGCUGGCGGCGGUCUGUCCACAGCUGGACAUAGAUGGCUUACACAACAUCUGGAUCAUCAAACCAGGAGCAAAGUCCAGAGGCAGAGGUAUCAAAUGCGUCAAGCGUCUGGAUCAGAUCCUCAGGCUGGUGGACGUUGAUCCAACCCUAAUCAAGGAAAGCAAGUGGGUGAUACAGAAGUACCUGGAGCGCCCCUUUCUGGUCCACGGCACCAAGUUUGACUUGAGACAGUGGUUUCUGGUCACUGACUGGAACCCUUUGACCGUGUGGUUCUAUAAGAAGUGUUAUAUGCGCUUUUCUACGCAACCUUACUCAUUGGAUACACUGAACAGCUCUGUCCACCUGUGCAACAACUCCAUCCAGAAGCACCUGAGGCCCUCCCAGCUGCGCCAUGGAGGCAUCCCAGCAGACAACAUGUGGUCGGAUGACCAGUUCAAGACCUUUCUGUCCAGCCAGGGUCGGGAAGGUCAGUGGCAGGAUGAGGUUGUCCCAGGGAUGAAGAAGGCUGUGAUUCAUGCAUUGCAGACAACGCAGGAUCUGAUGGACUCACGCAAAAACACAUUUGAGCUGUAUGGUGCUGACUUCAUGUUAGGACGUGACCUGCGCCCAUGGCUGAUAGAAAUCAAUGCCAGUCCCACUAUGGCUCCUUCCACCCCUGUGACAGCCCGCCUCUGCACUGCUGUGCAGCAAGACACAUUAAGAGUCAUCCUGGAUCGGAGAGCAAACCGCACCGCAAACACUGGAGACUUUCAGCUCAUAUUUAAACAGGCAGCAGUAGAAGUGCCACAGUAUGUCGGAGUCAACCUACUUGUCGAGGGCUUCAGGAUCAAAUGCCCCUGCCCACUUCCUCCACUGAGGUCCUUCACCCGUUCAGCACCGAAACGCAGAGGCUCCAUCAGGGAGAAGAGGCCCGCUGCAGAUAAAACAAAGCGUCUGCCCAAGAUAAAGUCUCAGCUCAAAUCCACCAGCAGCGUGGUUCCACCUCCUUCACUUCCACCUCUUGAGCUGCCUGUGCCCAUCCCUGUUGAAUCCUUCAGACUGCACCUGCCAAUGACCGUGAAAUCCUUCCACCUGCCCUUUAGUGCACAGCCUUACCCUGAAUUUGUACAGAAGAGGAAAUCAGAGGUAUCCAAAGUCUGCUCAAGGAAAGACCAAUGUUCUGCUUUGACUGUAGAGAUUGCUGUACCUAAACAGUCCAGACCAGCAGCCACCAGCACCAUGAGUGCCUAAUAAACUUGCAAAAAAAGGUUUGUUGAGACCA